Nannospalax galili (Upper Galilee mountains blind mole rat) is the source of this 3589-nucleotide messenger RNA. It is a transcript of the gene Trim35, whose product is annotated as tripartite motif containing 35. Gene Ontology annotation, biological process: innate immune response; positive regulation of apoptotic process. The transcript has 6 exons. Gene Ontology annotation, molecular function: protein binding; zinc ion binding. The record is from RefSeq and is a predicted model, not a curated record. Bases 89 to 1618 code for a protein of 509 amino acids. NCBI's taxonomy places the organism in Eukaryota, Metazoa, Chordata, Mammalia, Rodentia, Spalacidae.
CGUCCCGACUCAGCCGCCUCGCGAUUGGCCAGCGCCGCCGUCACUCAGCGCUGGGGAGCCGGGAGCCGCCCAGGGGCCAGUGGUCGCGAUGAAGGUGGCGGCAGCGGCGGCGGCGGCGGCGGCGGCAGCGGCGGAGAUGGAGCCGAGCCCCGCGGGGUCCCCGGGGCCUUCGCGCGCCUUCAAGGAGGAGCUGCUGUGCGCCGUGUGCUACGACCCGUUCCGCGACGCGGUGACGCUGCGCUGCGGCCACAACUUCUGCCGCCGCUGCGUGAACGGCUGCUGGGAGGUGCAGACGACGCCCAGCUGCCCGGUGUGCAAGGACCGCUCGGCGCCCGGCGACCUGCGCACCAACCACACGCUCAACAACCUGGUGGAGACGCUGCUGCGCGAGGAGGCGGAGGGCGCGCGCUGGCCGAACCGCCGCUCCCCGCGCCUGUGCCGCACGCACCGCGCGCCGCUCACGCUCUUCUGCCUGGAGGACAAGGAGCUGUUGUGCUGUGCCUGCCAGCCCGAGCCCCGGCACCAGGAGCACCGCGUGCAGCCCGUGAAGGACACCGCCAAUGACUUUCGGUCCAAGUGUAAGAAUAUGGAGCAUGUGCUGCGGGAGAAAGCCAAGGCCUUCUGGGCCGUUCGGCGCACCUUCGAGGCCAUCUCCAAGCACAAUGAGGUACAGACUACUUGGUUGGAAAGCCAAAUCCGUCAGGAGUUCGACAAACUCCGUGAGUUCCUGAGGGUGGAGGAGAAGGCCAUCCUGGAUGCCAUGGCAGAGGAGAGCAGACAGAAGCAGCGGAUGGCUGAGGAGAAGAUGAAGCGGCUGGCAGAAGAGACCGAGGCGCUGGCCCGUGAGAUUGAGCGGCUGCAGAUGGAGAUGAAGGAAGAUGAUGCCUCCUUCCUCUUGAAACACAAGAACCGAAAACGCCGGCUCUUCUGCACCGUGGAGCCAGAUCCGCUGCAGCCUGGCUUGCUCAUGGAUGAGUGCAAGUACCUGGAUUCUCUGCAGUACCGCGUUUGGAAGAAGAUGCUUGGGUCUGUGGAAUGUGUGCCCUUCAGCUUGGAUCCCAACACAGCUGCGGGCUGGCUCAAAGUGUCUGACGACCUCGUAAGCGUCACCAACCAUGGCUACCGUGUGCAGGUGGAGAACCCAGAGCGCUUCACCUCAGCACCCUGCCUCCUGGGCUCUCGGGUCUUCUCAAAGGGCUCCCACGCCUGGGAGGUGGAUGUGGGAGGCCUGCAGAGCUGGCGAGUGGGUGUGGUACGGGUGCAGUCCGACCCAAACGGGGAAGGCCAUUCUCACAGCUGCUACCAUGACACACGUUCGGGCUUCUGGUACCUGUGCCGCACACAGGGUGUGGAGGGAGAUCACUGCAUGACCUCAGACACAGCCACAGCCCCUCUGGCCCUGACCAUGCCGCGCCGUCUGCGCGUGGAGCUGGAGUGUGAGGAGGGCGAGCUGUCCUUCUACGAUGCAGAGCGCCACUGCCACCUGUAUACCUUUCACGCCCGCUUUGGGGACGUGCGGCCCUACUUCUACCUGGGGGGCACACGGGGUGAUGGCCCCCCAGAGCCACUGCGUAUCUGCGCCCUGCGCAUUACUAUCAAGGAAGAGCUGGACAUCUGAGCUGCCCCAGCCUGCUGGACACUGGGCCGCUGGCCUCUUUUCUCCCGUCUUGUCCUGUAGCUCCCAGCACUCAGGCAGCGUCCUCUACCCCACCCUGUCCUUUCUAACUCCAGGUCCUAUGCCUCUGUCUUCAUUUUUGGUUUCUUCUCUGCCCACAGCUAAAAGCCACCCAGGAGGUACCUGGCUGGUGAGGCCCCGGCUUUAUAAACUAGGGUCAUGGUCCCUUGAGAGAGUGGCUCUUCUCAUUCCUCCUCCUCCAGUUGUUGGAGAACAGCUGUUCUUUAACUUAGGUUUUAUUACUUCUAGAGAUGAUUAGGGCCACUUAUCAGGAGAUGCCCCCUGUGGAGACAGUUUGUCUUUUAUAAUUCCCAAUUUGAGGGGUAUGCCAGGCCACACAGGGAAGCCCCAGGGUUGCUCAGGAGACAACGAUGUGCAAAGUCUUCAUUGAGGCUUUCCUAUCCUGGUGGGGUAGGUUAGGUGGUGGCCAGGCUUAGGACUGACUGGCCUGUCUAGUCGUAGGUGGUCUGAGGCCCAGGGGCUCCUGUAAUCCACCAGUCAUGAGAUAGUUAAGGCAGAAAUGCCCUGGCCUGCUCUGUGAGGCCCAUAUGUGUACGAUGCAGGAUGCUUUGGGAUAUAACUUGGGGGCUGGUGUAGCUCCCAGGCUGUUGGUGGUGGUCACUAGGGACUGGCUACCUUAGGAGUCAGCAAGAGACUGGAGGGCAAAGCAACAGGCUACAGUAAAUGAGAAAGAGCUAGGAAGAAUAAGGUGGGGGGGGGGGGGAGGGGGGGGGGGGGGGGCAGGGGUGCUGUGGUGACAUCGGGCAGGAGUCCAGACUCUCACUUUGUGGUAGUAUGUUGAAAUGGCCUUGUAGACCUCCCUGAGGGUCCUGCAGGGCGGGAGGCAGCUCUACCUGUCCCCAUGGAUCACCAGUUGGUCUUGUCCUAUUUUGAUGAUUUCCUCCAAAAUUGUCCAAGAUUUUAAAGCACUUAAGUUUUAUCUUUGUUUUUGACCUCUUCUCUUUCUGAGCCUCAGUUUCCACAUUUGUAAAUUAAUGGUAGCAUUGGAAGAUGGUAUCCCUCCAUAAUUGAAGGGAGAAAUUCCUCCAGUUCGUUGGGCCAACUGGGAGUGGGGAGAGAGUUAGCAGACUAGCUGGGAGUGUUAGGUGCUCGGGGCUGAGACACUCCAGGAGCCAAGGAGGUGUGAGACAUACUCCCUUGCUGGGAUGUGUCCAUCGGACAGUUCCUGUAUAACAAACUUGACCUGAAGUUAUUUUGUUAGUUAUAAUAAACCUUGAAAAAUGUUCUUUAAAUUUUCACCUUAAUUUUGUUUCAGUAGGGUAAUUUUGAUAACCUAGAUGCCUUUAAAAAGUUCUGAUGGACCCCCUUUUUUGACGUAUUUAUUUCGUCGUGUUUGUGAACACAAGUUGCAGUUGUAACUUGUGUCAAACUUCACUCUCUCAUUCUUUAUUGUGAAAUUUUAUUGUGUGCAAAGAAAGUCCUGUGUUUUGUCAGUUGAUGGACCUUUGGCUGUUUUGCUCUUCUGGCUAUUAGGAAUAUUGCUGCUAUGAAGUUAGUGUGUAGGUUUUUGUGUGGAUGUGUCCUUUUAAUCCCUUCUGGUAUAUAUGUAGGAAUACAUUUUCUGGUUUGUGUGAUAAUUAUUUUUAACCUUUUGAAGAAUUGCCAAACUAUUUUGUCAUGUAGCUAUACUGUUUUAUAAGCCCACCAGCAGUGUGUGAGGGCUGGGGUUAUACCACAUCCUUGCCAACACUUGCUUUUGUCUGCCUUCUAACUCAGUCAUCCUAGUGAGGGCAAAGUGGAUCAUCCCAGUGAGGGCUUUGAUUUGCAUUUCCCUGUUGGCCUAUGAUUGAGCAUCUUUUCCCUUUUAUUAUUGUUUAAAGAGUUCUUUAUUAUGUAGUGUAGAUAAAAGUUUCUUUGUCAAAUAAAUAAAACAUAAAACUUGACUUCCUUUCA